Molecule: messenger RNA, 216 nt
Organism: Kwoniella mangroviensis CBS 8507
Lineage: Eukaryota; Fungi; Basidiomycota; Tremellomycetes; Tremellales; Cryptococcaceae
Exons: 3
Coding region: 1-216 (71 amino acids)
Source: RefSeq, a predicted model, not a curated record
AUGACGGUGCGGUCGUCAUUCUUACAGUCGAUGAGUCAAGCUAUAACAGUAAAUGAGAGCUAUACAUCCAACUCGGUAGAACCGCGUCCUAUCGCAUGGUAUAUCGAUCCUCCGUCUACCUCUCAACCUCUUCAAGAGGGUGCUAUCAAAGCCGGCAGAUCCUUCUAUACAGCUUCGGGACAUUCCAACGGAAGUAAGCUGAAUAUCUCAGAAUAA